This is a messenger RNA of Vicia villosa (hairy vetch), 1848 nucleotides long. RefSeq names its product amino acid permease 8-like. Lineage: Eukaryota; Viridiplantae; Streptophyta; Magnoliopsida; Fabales; Fabaceae. The record is from RefSeq and is a predicted model, not a curated record. Gene Ontology annotation, cellular component: plasma membrane. The transcript is spliced from 12 exons. Bases 1 to 1848 code for a protein of 615 amino acids.
AUGGUGUCAAGUAGCUUCUCUGUCGAUACUCAUAAAUAUGAUGACGAUGGAGUCAUAAAACGAACUGGAACAUGGGUAACUGCGAGUGCACACAUAGUGAGUGCUGUGAUAGGAUCUGGAGUUUUGUCAUUGGCAUGGGCUGUUGCACAAUUGGGGUGGAUUGGAGGAGUUGUCUCUCUGAUACUUUUCUCAUUCAUUACUCUCCUCACUGCUUCUCUCACGGCUGAUUGUUAUAGGUAUCCUGAUCCUGUUUAUGGAAUCAGAAAUCCUACCUACAAAGUAAUGGUAAAGAAUAUUUUAGGAGGAUUUCAAUAUAAGCUUUGUGCAUUAGCUCAGUACACAAAUCUUGUGGGUAUUACCAUUGGCUUCACUCUCACAGGAUCCAUUAGCAUGGAGGCCAUAAAAAAAUCAAAUUGUUUUCAUAAACAUGGCCAUGAAGCAGAUUGCAGUACAGCCACUUAUCAAUUUAUGGCAAUCUUUGGACUCUUUCAGAUUAUACUAAGUCAAAUCCCUAAUUUUCAUAAACUUUCAUUCCUCUCUAUUGUUGCUUCUGUCAUGUCUUUUGGUUAUGCUUUCAUUGGCAUUGGUCUCUCCAUAGCAAAAAUUGCAGAAGAAGGAAUCGAUGUCAACACAGGCCUUACCGGGGUCGUUGUUGGAGUUGAUGUCACAACAAGUUCAGAGAAGAUGUGGAAUACCUUUCAAGCACUUGGAAACAUAGCUUUUGCAUAUGGUUUCAGUGUGGUCAUUGUUGAGAUAGAGGACACAUUAAAAUCAAGUCCACCGGAAAAUCAAGUCAUGAAGAAAUCAGCCGCUAUUGGAAUUUCAAUCACGACAUUCUUUUAUGCAUUAUGUGGUCUUCUAGGGUAUGCAGCAUUUGGCAAUAAUGCACCAGGAAACUUCUUAACUGGAUUUGGAUUUUACGAACCGUUUUGGCUUGUUGACAUUGGUAAUAUUUUCAUUAUUGUUCAUCUGGUCGGAGCUUAUCAGUUAUUUUCACAAACAAUAUAUUCUGCUGUGGAAAGUUGGAGUAGUAAGCGUUGGCCGCAAAGCAAAUUGAUAACAAAAGAAUAUCUUGUAAGAAUUCCAUUGGUUGGCACAUGGAGAAUGAACAUGUUCAAGUUGAUAGGGAGGACAAUGUAUGUGAUAAUCACAACAUUGGCUGCUAUCGUAUUUCCAUUCUUCAACAGCAUUGUGGGUUUGUUAGGAGCUAUAGCAUUCUUUCCCUUGACAGUGUAUUUUCCAAUAGAGAUGUACCUAAUACGAGCUAAAGUGCGAAAGUAUUCUCUUUUAUGGACUGUGAUGAAGGCGUUAAGUGUGUUUUGUUUGACUGUCUCUCUUGUUGCUGCAGUCGGAUCGAUUCAAGGAAUUAUCAAAGAGCUCAAGACAUAUAAGCCCUUCAAGACCAGAGGGAAUGAGAACACCAUUGUCAGCAGAACCAUUGAUAGAGCGGUUCUCACCAGAAAAGGAUGGCCGAGUAGGCGCAUGGCCAGUUCCGUAAUUGUGUUGGUUGAGUAUGUUCAUGUUGCUGCAAUGGAGGUAUUUGUGCUAGGUGAGCAGGUUAUUGUUGUUGAUGAGGAAGUACAUGUGUCAGCUGAGCAGGUUCAUGUUGUUAAUGAUGAUGUUACUCCUACUAAUAUAGAGGUCAGGAUUCGUGCUUUUAUAGAGGCAUUUGUUCAUACAGAUGGAACCUUUCUGGGAGGACAUAGUGACCAAUCUUUGCUCAUGGGGUACCAUGAGCUUGAUAAGGUAGAGAGGUAUGAGGUUGUCGCAAAUAUGUCAGGUGUUUAUAUUGGAAUUGCGACUGUGCCUGAGACGAGACAACUUGCUGGUUUCUUGACUAAAUUCUAA